Messenger RNA from Colletotrichum truncatum, 1353 nucleotides. RefSeq names its product mevalonate kinase. The record is from RefSeq and is a predicted model, not a curated record. Gene Ontology annotation, molecular function: mevalonate kinase activity; ATP binding. Gene Ontology annotation, cellular component: cytosol; cytoplasm. NCBI's taxonomy places the organism in Eukaryota, Fungi, Ascomycota, Sordariomycetes, Glomerellales, Glomerellaceae. Gene Ontology annotation, biological process: isoprenoid biosynthetic process; isopentenyl diphosphate biosynthetic process, mevalonate pathway; ergosterol biosynthetic process.
AUGGAAAAUACACGUUCAUUGCCAAUGACCGAUUCAUUCAUGGUCUCCGCACCAGGAAAAGUCAUCGUUGUGGGUGAACAUGGCGCAGUAUACGGCCAGCCUGCCAUUGCUGCGGCUAUCUCACUAAGAUCCUAUCUUUACGUCAAAACCUUUUCUGAGUCCAACCGUUCCAUCACACUGGACCUCAAAGACAUCGGCUUGCGUCACACUUGGGACAUCGACAGUCUGCCUUGGCCGGCCUCCAAUUAUGCCUCCUUCGAGAGCAAACUAUACCAAUGCCACGGUCCUUAUCUCGACAAAAAGCUGCUCGCCUCCAUUAAACCGCUUGUGGAAUCAAUUUCUCCACAUCUUCCGCUAAAACAGCGAAAGAUACACCAUGGAUCAGCCACAGCGUUUCUCUACAUCUACCUCUCUCUGGGUUCCCCGCAUAGUCUCGGAUUCAAGUAUACACUGCGUUCCACGAUUCCAGUCGGUGCUGGCCUGGGUAGUAGCGCGAGCGUUUGCGUCUGCUUUAGCGUUGCGUUGCUCAUUCAAGGAAAUUUUCUGGCCCGUAGUAACUUGGAGGAAGAAUUAAAAUGCAUCAACAGCUGGGCAUAUGCAGGAGAGCUCUGCAUCCACGGAGAUCCGAGCGGAGUUGACAACACGGUCUCGUGUCUGGGGAAAGCAGUGCUCUUCCGCAAGAUGACUGACGGAACUUCGUCCGUCGAACCUCUCGAUAACUUUCCAACACUACCCCUUCUCCUCAUCAAUACCAAACAGCCGCGUACGACGGCCCAACAGGUCGAGAACGUGCGAAAGCUUAAGACAUCGAACCCGGAGGUAAUUGAAUCAAUCUUGAGCACCAUCGGCAUUGUCGCAGAGGAGGCGCUGAAGUUCCUCUCAUCUGUCAACACCCAAUUCGAUGACGGAAAGAACAGCGCGGCUAUUGAGAAAUUGGGGGAACUGUUUUGCAUAAAUCAAGGACUUCUGUCUAGCCUUAACGUCUCACACCCCUGCCUUGAUCGCGUGGGUUACCUCGCAAAGACUGCAAAGGUAGGCUGGGCAAAGCUGACUGGUGCUGGAGGCGGCGGUUGUGCCAUUGUUUUGCCCCGGGUGGGCGUUAGCCCUGAUGACUUAAAGGCAUUCGAACAGGACAUCAAGAAGGAGGGAUUCGAGAAGUACGAGGUUGUCUUGGGUGCAGCUGGUGUCGCUGUGCGUGGGCGCACCCUCUUCGGAAAUUGGACAGACGAAGGGCAAAAUGUCGCACAGAUAGACGAGGAGAAGUUUGCAAAUGCUGUUGAUGCCCGAGCGAUUGAGGAGCUGGUCGGUCUAGGUGAGCAGAGAACUGAUGUCGGAUGGCUGUUAUGGAGAUGA